This is a messenger RNA of Acanthoscelides obtectus, 615 nucleotides long. The record is from the annotation of a GenBank genome assembly. Lineage: Eukaryota; Metazoa; Arthropoda; Insecta; Coleoptera; Chrysomelidae.
AUGACAAUGACGAAAAAUCGGUUAUAUGAGACAAUGAACCAAAGAAUGUCCCUCUUGAAAGAGCAUCCAUCGUUAAUUGCAGCAACAUUGCUGGACCCACGUUUCAAAUCGAAGUAUCUAACUCCCAAUGCUGUUGACAUCGGAAUCACAGAAAUUGUAUCUUUUUUGAUCAGAUGUAGUAGCGACAGCCCGGUGAACAGAAAUGCUAUUCAUUCUUCUUCUUCUGCAGAACCAGUGCUGGUUGAAUCCAAUAUUCAGAAACAAGACGAAAGUCUUUGGGAUACCCAUGACGAUAACCCCGGCGGUACACCAUGUGAUAAUAAUGGAUAUGAUGAAACCUCUAUACUAAAACAAACAAUCGAGUGCUAUUUGUCGGAGCCGCGACUACAGCGGAAUGCCGACAUAUUUUCUUAUUGGAACUCCAGCCCCUACCCGACGUUGAGGAAAGCGGUGUUGAAAUACCUGUCUGCACCACCGACCAGUAUCCCCAGCGAGCAAAUGUUCAGUGCUGCUGGGCAAAUAUAUGCAGAUCGGCGAAGCAAUUUGCUAGGAGAAAAUGCGGAAAAACUACUUUUUUCAUCAUAUAAUAUAAGGCUUUUUGGUUAUGUUUACUAG